AAUAAGGACAGCGGCGAACGUGAGAACAAGCAGCUUAGAGAAGAUGACGAAGAGGAGACCGUCAAGCACAAGGAGCUCAAACUGCGAAACUACGAGCCUGAAGAUGAGGAGCUGAAGAAGAGGAAGGUGCCCCAGGCCAAGCCAGCUUCAGUGGAAGACAAGGUGAAGGACCAGCUGGAGGCUGCCAAGCCGGAGCCCAUCAUCGAGGAGGUGGAUCUGGCAAACCUAGCUCCCAGGAAGCCAGACUGGGAUUUGAAGCGAGAUGUAGCCAAGAAACUGGAGAAGCUGGAGAAGAGGACGCAGAGAGCCAUCGCUGAAUUGAUACGAGAGCGGUUGAAAGGGCAGGAGGAGGAGCUGGCAUCUGCUGUCGGGUCAGCAAAGCAGGAGGGAAGCGACUCCGACUGA
Molecule: messenger RNA, 405 nt
Organism: Cariama cristata (Red-legged seriema)
Lineage: Eukaryota; Metazoa; Chordata; Aves; Cariamiformes; Cariamidae
Gene: CCDC12
Product: coiled-coil domain containing 12
Exons: 6
Cellular component (GO): U2-type spliceosomal complex; post-mRNA release spliceosomal complex
Source: RefSeq, a predicted model, not a curated record